UCUCUCUCUCUCUCUCCCCCCAGAGUCAACCAUCUCUCCUCCUUACUCUUUCAGAUUUAAAAACCUGCAAGAAACAUCCCAUCUCUCCAUCUCUCUCUCUCUCUCAAAUUCAAAAACCAGCUGCUUCUCUUCUUCUUCUUCUACUACUACUACUACUACUACUUUUUCUUCUUCUGUCUCUCUGAAAUGCAGGAAAACCCUAGAAGAAGGGAGAGAUGGCGGAAAGGAGGGAACCCUGGAACCCCUCUCGCGUAAAUCCAGGAGCGUCUCACGACGACGACAACGAUCGGUUAGGGUUUCCUGCGAUGAAGGGCCCCGAUUCCGUCGCCGACGAGCCCAAGAUCGACGAUCGAUGGCUCAUCGAUCCCAAGCUCCUCUAUCUCGGCCCCAAGAUUGGCGAAGGUGGCCAUGCCAAGGUCUACGAGGGCAUGUACAAAGCAUCAAGCGUGGCUGUAAAGAUAGUACAACCAGGUAGUACAUUGGAGGAGUAUGCAAAGCGUAGAGAGAAGUUCUUAAGGGAGGUCGUGAUGCUAACUCGGGUGCAGCAUGAGAAUUUAGUGACGUUCAUUGGUGCUUGUAAAGAUUCAAAUUUGGUGAUAGUCACAGAGCUUUUGAUGGGUGGUUCGCUUAAAAAAUUUCUGAGAGCACUGCGUCCAAGUUGUCUGGAUCUGCAGCUCUCUGUCAGCUUUGCAUUGGAUAUCUCACGAGUGAUGGAAUGCUUGCAUGCAAAUGGUAUCAUUCACCGUGAUCUGAAGCCUGAUAAUCUGCUUCUAACAGGAGACCAUAAGAAACUUAAGCUGGCAGAUUUUGGUUUAGCAAGGGAGGAGACGGUGACAGAAAUGAUGACUGCUGAGACCGGUACUUACCGGUGGAUGGCUCCUGAGUUGUACAGCACAGUCACGCUCCGUCGGGGUGACAAGAAACAUUAUGACCAUAAGGUCGACAUUUAUAGCUUCGCCAUAGUUCUAUGGGAGCUGCUUACGAACCGCAUGCCAUUUGAGGGGAUGUCCAACCUACAGGCAGCAUAUGCUGCAGCUUUUAAGAAUGUAAGGCCCAGCUUGGAUGACAUUCCAAAAGAUCUUGUUGCAUUGUUGGAGUCCUGCUGGGCAGAAGAUCCAGCUAGCCGUCCAGAGUUCAAGCAAAUCAGUGACAUGCUCUCAAAUUUCCUUGCAACCCUCGCUCCUGCACAUACAAUGCCGCCUCCUGUAAUUGAGCUCGGGCAGAGCAGCUACAUGACAGCCGAUUCUCCAGGCACCCGACAUCUGAUGGACAGGUCUAGGGAGGGUGAUGAGUCCAAGCCUGGGAGGUCAUCUCAGGGCUUUCUUGGUUGCUUCAAUGAGUGUUUCUCAUAGGGAUUGGAGAUUGUGCGGUCUAGACGCAUUCUCUCUUUUCCUUUUCAACCCAAUUUUGAAUGCUUAUUUUGUUGCCGGGAGUUUGGUAUUUCUUGGCUGCUUCGAAACAGGUAGUGGACGCCACACGAAGCUGAAGAAAACUAUGAAUUGGUGGCGAGUCAGAUGCUGUAGAAGUGGCAGAUGCGUUUUUGUUGGAGAAUGUGGUGAUAUCCAUAUCGGGUGAUAUCUGGUUAUGGUUCUCUUUGGGACAUUAUGGUACAGAUGUUGUACAGGGGAGCUUUGAAGAUCAAGAGGCUGUAAUGGUUCUUUUUGUAUGGAGGAGAAGCUAAAUUCUGAGCAUGUCUUGUAUCUGGGAUGUAUGGAUAGUAUCCUUCUCUAUCAUUUUUUAUCCUCUUUUAAAACCAGCCCUUUGAUUCUGCCUCUUUUGCUGCUUUUUCUACCAAUAUUGUUGGAUCUUUA
This is a messenger RNA of Magnolia sinica, 1811 nucleotides long. RefSeq names its product serine/threonine/tyrosine-protein kinase HT1-like. Gene Ontology annotation, biological process: protein phosphorylation. Lineage: Eukaryota; Viridiplantae; Streptophyta; Magnoliopsida; Magnoliales; Magnoliaceae. The transcript has 6 exons. Bases 216 to 1352 code for a protein of 378 amino acids. The record is from RefSeq and is a predicted model, not a curated record. Gene Ontology annotation, molecular function: protein kinase activity; ATP binding.